UCAUGGGGACCCCGGGCAAUAGGGGAUCAUGGGGCCCCUGUGUCCUUGCCCAAACUCAAAAAAGCCUAUGAAAAAGGUACCAGUGGCAUCUCAUGGGGCCCCCUACUGACCCCGGGCCCUCGGGCAGUGCCCGGGUUUCCAAAUGUUCAGUCCGCCCCUGCUACUGCCCUCUUUUAUCAAGAAAACUGCUAUGUGAGAGAAACUACUAUAACAUUGAAACCACCAUGAUACUUAAAUAUUAUCAGUGGACCUUGGGUGAUAUCAGGGGCUGAUCAUGAGGCCCCCUACAUCAUGUUAACCACCACUGAUUU
Molecule: messenger RNA, 311 nt
Organism: Staurois parvus
Lineage: Eukaryota; Metazoa; Chordata; Amphibia; Anura; Ranidae
Source: the annotation of a GenBank genome assembly